Molecule: messenger RNA, 6851 nt
Organism: Drosophila nasuta
Lineage: Eukaryota; Metazoa; Arthropoda; Insecta; Diptera; Drosophilidae
Gene: nAChRalpha4
Product: nicotinic acetylcholine receptor alpha4
Exons: 12
Coding region: 232-1941 (569 amino acids)
Biological process (GO): monoatomic ion transmembrane transport
Cellular component (GO): postsynaptic membrane
Molecular function (GO): transmembrane signaling receptor activity; acetylcholine-gated monoatomic cation-selective channel activity
Source: RefSeq, a predicted model, not a curated record
ACACUUUCAGAUUACUUAUGAACCACAGUUCUCUGAGAUAAUUCGUUCAGCAAAGUUUGUUUAUUUCGGCGUUGAUGGUAUUUUGGGUGUUAUAAUCAGUUGUGGAGUUAAAAGUGAUUUACAAUCAAUUCAAUGGGGAAAAAAUUGGUAAACAAAAUGCUGUUGUGAAUAUCUCGCGUGCUAUUUUCUUAAUAAAUAACUUGAAAACCAAAUAAAUAUAUAACGUCACUUAUGCAAUUAGUAACAAUUUAUAUACGAGCGUUUGUUAUGAAGUUAACAUCUCAAGAAAGCAUAAGAGCUUGGAUAUUAUCAGCUCUUAUGGUCCAUGGAGCAGUUGCUGGAAAUCCUGAUGCCAAACGACUUUACGACGAUCUUCUCAGUAAUUAUAACAAAUUGGUCCGGCCGGUUGUUAAUACCACAGAUGUACUCAAAGUCUGCAUAAAGUUGAAGCUCUCGCAACUAAUCGAUGUUAAUCUCAAAAAUCAGAUCAUGACGACGAAUCUAUGGGUGGAACAAUCUUGGUAUGACUACAAGUUGAGAUGGGAGCCUAAGGAAUACGGUGGCGUUCAUAUGUUGCAUGUUCCCUCUGAUCAUAUUUGGAGACCCGACAUCGUGCUUUAUAAUAAUGCUGAUGGUCAUUAUGAAGUAACACUUAUGACAAAAGCAAUAGUCUAUAGUAAUGGAUUGGUGAUUUGGCAACCACCUGCCGUCUAUAAGUCCUCUUGUUCAAUCGAUGUGGAAUAUUUUCCAUAUGACGUUCAGACGUGCAUCUUAAAAUUAGGAAGUUGGACCUAUGAUGGUUUUAAGGUGGACUUAAGGCAUAUGGAUGAGCAACAAGGCAGCAAUAUUGUCGACGUUGGCGUAGACUUAUCUGAAUUUUACAUGUCAGUUGAGUGGGAUAUACUAGAAGUGCCAGCUGUAAGGAAUGAAAAGUUUUACACUUGUUGCGAUGAGCCUUACUUGGACAUAACUUUUAACAUAACCAUGCGAAGAAAAACACUUUUCUACACCGUGAACAUCAUUAUACCAUGUAUGGGUAUCUCAUUUUUAACAGUUCUUACUUUUUACUUGCCUUCGGAUAGUGGAGAAAAGGUUACAUUAUCCAUUUCAAUUCUUAUUAGUCUUCACGUGUUUUUUCUGUUAGUCGUCGAAAUUAUUCCACCAACAUCAUUAGUUGUACCCUUGUUGGGAAAAUAUCUAAUAUUUGCUAUGAUAUUGGUUUCCAUAAGCAUUUGCGUUACAGUUGUGGUACUCAACGUUCAUUUCCGUUCUCCUCAAACACACCGUAUGGCACCAUGGGUUAAACGAGUUUUCAUAAACUUCUUGCCCAAAUUUCUAUUUAUUAAGAGACCAACAUAUAACUUCGAAACAAGUAAAUUGCUUUUGAAGGAUGCUCAUGCCUGUUUUUAUCCUUAUUACUCUUCGACCAACAUCGAUCGUCUGGUGGGUUCUGGAUAUAGUCACACACCUUCAAAAGAGGAAUUGACAACACAAAGCCUAACAAGCACAGGACCCUUUGGUGGGAGCUGUCAAGUCCAUGGUCCUUUACCGCAACUUACUCAUUCGAGCUCUGAAGAUUUAACAGCGGUUCCCGAUUUAGACAUUGGAAAUUCUGGAAUAAGAAGCCCAAUUUUAAAUAAUCCAGCAUUUUCGCAUUCAAAAUGCCCUCCACGAGUUCAUCGCAGCUGUUUUUGUGUUCGCUUUAUUGCCGAACAUACUAAAAUGCAAGAGGAUUCUACUAAAGUUAAAGAAGAUUGGAAAUAUGUCGCAAUGGUGUUGGAUAGAUUAUUUCUAUGGAUUUUCACGUUGGCUGUUGUAGCUGGUACAGCUGGAAUCAUAUUGCAAGCACCAACUCUUUAUGACGAUCGAAUUCCAAUAAUUGAACAAAAGGAUUUGGAGUUUUCCGGAACUUCUGCUGGCCGCUGUAGACCCCCCCAAUAGCAUUUUUAUUCCAAAACCGCGCAUAUAAUUUCGAAUUGACCGUAAUGUACUUGUGUGUCAAAUCAAUCAAUCACAAACGCCAGCAUUACAGUUUUCAUACAAAAUUUAUUUUUUCAAACAAGAAAAUCUAUUGUGAAAGUGCCAGAUGUAUUGGUAUUGAAGCAUUACUCAGCUUGGCCCCUUAAAAAAUAUAAUACAUAAUUUGUAAACCAAUUCAAGUUAAUCAUUAUUUUAAUCAUUAUGUUUAAUUUUAGAUUAUGAAAAUUUAAUAUUCUUCGUUAGUAUUACAAAUUACAUUAAUUACCCUUAAUAGUAUGUAACAGAAACCUAUACAUUUUUGACCGACCCUUCGAAGUGUUAUGUAAACAUAUCGGUAAAAUGUUAAGCCACUCCAUGAAAAUAAUUUGUGUUUUAUCCUGUAUAUAAUAAAAAUAAUAGUCCAUUUAGUUUAUGAAAUCUCUAAUUAUAUUCUGUUUAAUUUAUAUAAUUCAAAUAGUUUACCGUCAGCAAAGAAAAAUCUCUAUAGAUAAAUCGAACUUUCUAUACCCUGUACCCAAUUAAACGCAUGAAAUCAGGUAGAAAAAUAUUCAAGUUUUUAUAAAGCUAACAUUCUUAGGUUUGUAGUAUUUUAAUAACCGGAAAUUUAUGUAUAAAUUUAUGUAUAACAGAUUUGAUCACUCACUUUUUUCAAAUUUAAAUCGUCUUUUUAAUGUGCUUUUCCCAAAUGAGCAAACUUUUUGUCGUGUGGAAAUUCUAUAUAUUUCGCAACCUCCACAUAUUUAAUAUGACCCUAAAAUUAGCACGUAACAUAAUUAUUGCUUAAAUAACUUCUACAAUUUAUAUUCGAUCGCAACGGAAUUUUCAGGUAUCAUAAAUACUGUAGUGCCGGGAUAAUAGAUGGCGUGGCACUUGUUAUACAUGCAUAUGUGCGAGAAAUAUAUCUCUAUCUUUUAUAGUAUCUAAGAUAUAGGUGUUCAUACGGGCGGACAAACUGACGAAUGUGGCUAUAUCGUCUAAGUCUCUAUCGCACAUAAAUAUGAAAUACUCAGCUAUUUUAAUAAAAUGUCCUUAAAAAGAUAUACAAGUUCUCAGCUUUUUCACAAAGUUUAUACUUGACACUGGGUAGCGGGUAACUCCAUAAAAUAAACAUUUGUUGAUUAGCGUCAGUAGCUGAGAAACUAUUAACAGUUGUUAUUGUUUUAGAUUUUUGCAAAUUAUAAUUACAUUCUAUAUGAAUGUAAAAAAAUUAAAAAUUGAUUGCUUUAAAUACAAUAAUUCGAUGGAUUUCAGAAAUAAUUCCGCUUUUGCUCUGUUUUGCUUUUCCUGAAAAUGGGUGUUCCACAUUCGAUGCCUUUUAUUGUCAAUAUUUCAACCGAGCUCUUAAAAAUUGAAUGGAGUUUAAUGGGAUGUGAUUGAGAACAAAUAACUCAUACGAAUAUAGUAAGCUCCAUUUUUCCAUAGACUAAAUGUCGAUCAUCUUACCUAAAUCAUAUUAUUUAUUAUUCGCAUAUUAACUUAUAAUUAAUGAUUACUUUAUCUUAAUAACUAUUCUUUUUGAACAUUUGACAUUUUAACAUAUAUAUGUAUAUAUAUGUUAUAUGUCUUCUUAAAAGGUCAAUUAACUAUUCAUUCGUUAUUAGGAUUAGUUUAUAAUUACUUUAUUUCUUAAAUAAACUUAAAGCAAGAGAGAAUUAAGAGAUAAUUGACCAUUUGUAGAGAAUUGUUGCCAAAUUAGAUAAUAGAUAAGAAACGGAUUCUAAUUAGGUUAACUAUUAUUAUUACAUAAUAAUAAUAUUAUGCAGUGUAUUUAUCAACUUCUCAAAGUACUUACAUUUUUACUUAACUUUACGAUCAGAAUUGAGAAAUAAAUACAACAGCUAGUGUUCAGAAUACUGAUCGUAUUCGAAGGGUACCGGGUAUUAAAAGUAGUUGAUUUAUCUUGACAACCCGUUAAUAAAAAAAUUACAAAUGAAAAACUCUUACGAAAAAGUCCGGCCUCAAGCGUCAAGAUAAUGUCUUAACAUUUACAAAUAUUUAUGUAAAAAACUGUAAUAUGCAUAUUUUGCAUACAAAUAGAUGACCACAAUGCAGAACAUGGCUAUUAAAUUUAAAGUCGAAAACAUAAGUCACUUCGUACAUUAAAAAAUAACAUGCCUAGAGACACAUACACAUGAAUUUAUGAAACAAUGUAAUUUUUAACCAAAAGCGCACAACAUAUUAAAUUUUAUUUAUUAUUGCAGUAAAACCAAGUAUUUUUUAUUAUUAUAUAAUUGACUCAACAAAAUAUGAUCACUUUGUACGAGAUAUAUUGGAUAUUAAAAAUAUGUUAAGCAGAAAGAAAUUCAAGUAAAUAUUAAAUGAAACAGAUGUAUUUAUACUGGUAUAAAAGUUUAAAAAAAAAAUCGUUUCCUGUGCAAUAUUUUUUUUCAAAACCGUACUGAAAACCAUUUCGAAAAAUUAAAUAAAAAUUUUCAAUACAUAUGUAUGUAUGUACAUAUAUCUGCAUGUCACAUAACAAUGAUUGUGUAUAUGUAUAUGACAUACAUUUAAGUAUAUUACUACUGUGGGAAAAAGUAUCGAAACUAUGGUUAUUGUUUAAAAGCAAUUUAAUUUUUCUUCUAAAUUAGUUUUUUUUUUUAAAUAUCCAAAAAAGUCUUUAGAGCGUCUACCCCUAGGGUAGAAGGGUAUUAUAACUUUGUCCAGACGGGAAAUGUAUGUAACAAAAGGAGACAUCUCUAACCCCAUAAAGUAUAUACAUAUAUAUUCUUGAUCAGCGUCAACAGUCUGUCCGUAUGAAUAUCCAGAUAUCAGAAGCUAUGAGGAAUAGAACUAUGAUAAUUAUUCGUCAUCACUUGUUAUUUUUGCACCCAGAUCGGCACCACAAGUAAAAAAAUAAAUGAAAGUAAACUUUGUUUUGCAGCUAGAGUCGAUUUUUUGAACGUUCGACAAUGAUCAAUAAUGAUCCCUGAUAUAAAAGUUAUAUAUACAUAUAUGUUAUUCAAUAAAAAGUUAUAUAUGGAAAAACGGCUACUGUUGUCAUGUAAUGUAAUACUGUAUCGAUGUACCAAUUGCAGCCCUCGGUAUUUUUUGCAAUUUCUUUUGGUAUAUUUAUAAGGUACAUUUUAAGAAUAAUACCGCACUCAUUUGCUGUUUUCUGCUUAAAAAUGUGUAGCGGGUACCUCACAGUUGAGUUCACUCGACUAUAAUAUAACUGUUGGUUUUGGUUUCAAUCUUUCCAAAAUGCUGUCCACCAAGCAAUCGUUAAGUUCAGCGCUUAGCUUAAAAGUAAAUCCUACCAAUUCACACAAUUCCGGUGUGUCCAAAAUAAUUUGCAUCUAUUUGAUGACUAAAUUAUCUGAAAUGAAACACAAAAUGGCUUACACUGAGCAUUUCCAUGAGUCACACUGUCGUAAUGUCGAAGAUUGAUGAUUUUCGAACUUAAAUUUUUCGAUUUUUUACCUUGAACGCCUAACUUUAUGAAUCUUUAAAAACAAUUUACUAUUCAACCCAAAUUUAUUUUACAAAUAAAAAAAAAAUUGGUGCCGGCCUCAAUCUCUAGUAAAAACGCAGUUUGGUUUUAAAAGAACGAUAAGCUUUAACAAAAUUUUGUAAAGCGAUAAAGCUACCCUGCGUAUCAUCAGUUUCUCUUUUGUUUACAAUACAAAAUGUAGCAAAAACCAAUUCGGUCAUAACACUUUGGCCAAAUAGAGGAAUAUGUUAUUUAAAAAUAAUCUUGAUAUCUCUUGUUCUUCAGCUUCGUUUUUAACAAAUUUAUUUUUAAAUGGACGCAUACCGAUUGUAAAGAGUUAAUGAAGCGAAUUGAUUUUCUUUUUCGCUCGGUUCUUCUGUUUAAAAAUUUAUAAGAAGAAAUUGAGAAAACGGACUAAAUAUCACUAUUUUCAGAACUGACUUGAAGUGAAUAUAUAUUUAGAUAUAUGUGUGUAUGGACAUCAUAAGGCCACAUACAACUUCAAAUUGAUUUUUAAAAUUAUUUUUUAAGUAGCGAAUUAGUACACUUUUUUAGACCGAUCAAACAUUUUCAAUAUUGCUUUUAACACUCCUGGCAAUUUAAAGCAAGACUGUACUACUAAUCGCUCAGCAUCGCCACAACAAAUCAAAAAUUCUUUUUAUAUAACCAUACUUUUAAAAUAAUAAAGUUAUUCAAAAUAAAAGUUAUCGAUUAAAAGUGCAGUGUUUAAAUUUGUAAGUCCAGUAGUUUUUUAUUAGUAUUUCGAGAAAAAGAAAGAACAGUUUCGUAGAGGUGAAUUUGGAAAAUUACAACCUAAUUAAAUAUUUAAUAUGUUAACAUGUUAGAUGAUUUCCAUCUACCAUUUACUAAAGUGGAAAGGCGGUCCCUUUUUCUACAAAUAUCCAAAAAAUUAAAUUGGACUAUUAAUGACUCCCUGCAUGAAGUAUUUUUGGAUUAUUUCACAUAAUAGUAACCAUAGUACACAGUCGCUUUGUUCAGGCAGUGUUGGGAAAACGAAAAACCGUGAAUAGAUGAGAUAAUUAGUUAAUUAUAUUAGUUUACCAACAAUUUGUGAAAUUAUCUAUCUAUGCUUAUUUUAUUUAAAAGUUCUCGUACAUUGUGAAUGAGCCGUUUACCAACAUUCAAUUAGUAUUCAUGGUUCAAUGCCUAUUUGAUUUAUAGUUAUAUUGGCAAUCUACUUGUAAAAAUAUCGUUUCUUAAUAAUAGUAGUCUAAAUCGAAAAGAAACUUGUUUAAAUAAGUAUAUACCACUUAAAUUCCUAACAUACGUAUGUUGUUAAAUGAUUAAGUAUGUAUGUGUGUCGUAUACUUCAAAUUAUCAUACAAAAUGUGAAAUAGAAAGUUAACAUUAUAUUUAAUAAGUGAAAUGUUAGUUUAAAGUUCAUAUGGAUUUGUUACAUAAUAAAGUUGAAUAUAAAUGA